Molecule: messenger RNA, 4910 nt
Organism: Ectocarpus sp. CCAP 1310/34
Lineage: Eukaryota; Phaeophyceae; Ectocarpales; Ectocarpaceae
Source: the annotation of a GenBank genome assembly
UUGUCAAGUCUGUUUCCUCUUGCCGCAGCAUCGAGGACCACAACUUCCGUAGUGUGGUCCUGGAUGCAUAUUUUGCUUCGAAGCCCUGACAGAGCAAGUGCACGAUUUCGUGAGCUACCUGCACGGACGCUUCCCGGAGAUCCUCUGUAUCGACCGCUGCGCGAAAAUACGUCCGGAUGACGUUUCGACGGAACAUUUCGAGGUUGCGCGAGUGGAGAGAGACGUGGACACAGAUCUCCAACAUGAGUUGCUGAAGGUGUCCAUGAUAUCCAAGAUGGUCUUCGAUCGGCGUCUCCGGUGGGUGGUCGAGGCGGCUCCUACCGUCAGCCCGCACAAUCGGAUUUCAAACGUGAUGCACCGGACAGCACGGGGAAAGCUCGCGCCUGAAGGAGCUCCUGAGCGCGGGGACGCGGGGGAUCUUUUGCGCGCUCUCGGCGACGGGGCCAUCACCGACCUGUCCAACAAGACCAAGGAUGACCUCCAAAACAUCUACAGGCUCUGCUACCCCCCGCCGGCAAGGGUAUCAGCGAGUGAUUUCUGGAGUCGCCAACGGACACGCCCUUGUGUGCAACGUUUUCCCCCCUUGGAACUUCUAAUCCAGUGCCUCACGCGGCCCUGGGAGUCCGCGGGGAUUGGGGAUAGGGAACGGUGUUCCAGGAUAUUUAUCGGGAAACCAUCAGGGUUGACCACAGGAGUGGAAGGUCUCUUUGGGACUGAUGGGGUUUUGUAUGCGUUGGUGUUCCAGGUCGCGCGCGAGAGCGCGGCGGACGGAGUGGACAUCAUCUCGCAUCGACAGUCAAGUACCACCAUGCCUGCUGAUCACGGAUAUCCCAUGCAUGAUUGCACCCAUUGCCGAGAGGCUUCACCCCGGUCUACACCAGGAGGCGGCGCCCUGCCACGGAAUGCCGAGCUUCAAGUUUGCCUCAAAGAACUGCAGCACGUCGGAGCCCGUGCGUACGAGUUCCCGGAUCUGAACGAGGUUAGGGUCCCGCCGAUGGAAUUCCCAUCUCCUACAACCACUGCUUCUGCGUCGGAUGCCCACCCCGCUCAAUCUGUGCCCACCGUGUACGCGGCCUAUGCCGUCGGGCAGCCAAUGCCCGGCGUUCAACCGCACCUGGACUUCCGCGCCCUCCUUCAACGUGCUUGUGACGUUGUUGAAAGGAAUCGUGAGGUGCACGCUACUGAGGGCAAUGCGAGCGGGGUCGACUGGUCAUCUUCAGCCAAGCGCAUCGCCGACCUUGCUGAGAGUACGCUCAAGUCUCUUCACAAGCAAGGAUGGCACGCCAUGACCCUCUUCGAGGUUGUACUGAUGUACAUGUUGUGGUUUCAGGCAGCUGCACACGCCGCCCCGGAGGACGAGGAACAGGGGCCGGCACCGAGGCCGGCACCGAGGCCGGCACCGGGGCCGGCACCGGGGCCGGCAACGGGGGAUGGGGUGGGGAGCCGAACCUGCUGGGGCAGACGACGACGCCCCACCACUGCGCGAGAUAGCCGACUUGUGGAGAUCAGAGUAUUUCCUGAUUUCCGCGUGCCUCACGGAAGUUCUGAGGGUAGCGAUAGGAUCCACUAGCACAAGCACCGGCUUGGCGACGAUGACCCUGCCUGGUUUCAUGUCAGACGACAUUCUCUACCAAAGUCAGCCAGAGGAAGGGACUGGAGUCAACAUGGAGGAGGGUGCUGGCGACACUUCUCCCACCAAGGUUUUAAGAGACCUUGAGGCCGUCGUCGAGCUUUAUCACAAGAAGAAGGUCGAGUACAUUUCAAGCCUCCUCCAACCCGCAGACCAACACGCAUCCGAACGCGCAUAUCGUUUGAUCCAAGGAGGGGUCGGUUUUGGCGCGGCCGAGCACUCCGUCAAGGCGUUGCAGAUAGCGCUUUGUGGCGACGCUCUAGGGGGGGGGAUGGGCGAAGAUGGGAAGCUUUCUGCCUACGGCAUCUCCUUCGACUUCAGGCGGGAUCAAGAAUUUGAUUCUUUUUGCCACUUCUACGACAACAAGUGAGUGGGUAUUUGGCUCGCACCGGACGGGCCGCACGAGGAAAACCACCAAAGUUCUUGCCAAUACCGGUUCGCCGGUCUUUCCCGGUGUGCACAGAGCAAAACCAUGCGAAGAAGAGCAAGUUCCUACCCAGUGUCAGCGGCAUGAAUUCGACACAUUCACCUUCAACAUCACCUUGAUCAACGAGUUGGAAAAUGCUGAAAUCAACCGCAAGACGUGCAACCUCGCCGUAGCAAGUGCCACUCAACACCCCUACGUCAGACUGCAUGCUUGUCGUAAAGAGGUGUGGACUUACGGGCGAUGCUUCUGCGAAGAGCCCCUUAUGAGGUCCUUCGACAACGUUGGUAGAAUGCGCAUAACACGCGUUUCGCUGCAAGAUGGGAUGUGACCUGGAGUGGGUACAUGUUGCGGCAUUCUUUGAGGUUUGCUUGGCUCGCUUGCCUUGCACUUGCGGUAAUUAUGGUGUGCGAUAGACCACCGUGAGCUUUCUGUCCGUUGACUCGUCUGGUAGUUUCUGCAGGUCUACCACUGGUUUGCCAAGUCUACGGCAAUAAUGUCGCCCCUAUGCGAGGCCAUGUUGAAGCACCAAAAUACAAAUGGGAACAGAGGAGAGGGGACGUUGCCAACACACAUUCCUGGUGAAGUCUGCUACAUCAUUCACGACACAUUUCUUCGAUUCUGGUUUGGUGCUCGAGCUUUGGUGCUCUGGUCGGCGGGAAAUCAUCGCUUUAACCCAAUGUGUCUGUGCAAACGUCUGCCCCCUCCCCCCUAGCCCUACAAAGCUCCAUGGAUUCUCUCUUUCGCAGCCUUCGGAAGGUUUUCAGCGUACACAAGGGUGUCAACAACGAGAGUCGCAUGCAUAAAGAUGUCCGACAUGCGUCCAGACCUUGCUGAUGAGAGCUGGCUGAUGGUGACACUACUGUACGUGUUGAUACAAUCGGGCAUUCCUCCGCAGCUGAAACCACAGCUGAAACCAAGAGUAUGAUCUGUUUCUCUUGUCGCCUUUGCAAGACUAGACUACAAUAGUUUAAACCGAUAAGGGACACAGGGGACAUGCCUUUGGUAGGCACCGCUAGCUCCCUGUUUGCGCUGCUGCUCUAGGUGGCAGCGGCCGGCGGGUGUAGAAUACUAUCAAAACCGCAAAAUACAACCCGGUAGACACAGUUCAAUUCACAGUGGUCGAUCCAUCCAAUCAAUAAAACAAUCCACGGCCAUCGUCUGUUGUGUGGGACGUAGACUUUGCAAAACAGAGCCGUGCAGGGUUGUUUCCUGCGCUCAGGAUUUCUCGUAUUUUCCCUCAAUCGCCUCCCGCUUUCAUUGUAAUCAUUCUAUCGCGCGCGGGCUAGCGAGCUGACGCGUUUGUCGGCCGUUGGUGCAAUUCGAGGCGACAGCGCCCGGGAGGGAGGGAUCGAUGAAAGGGGUGUUUCAUCGAUUAGCAUCGGAGCAUCGCCAGCAGCAGCAGCGAGCAUCGACUGCUGUCCAGACUAGUCUAGUCUAUAGGUCUACGCUGUGCGUGUGAGCACCGAUUGUGUCCUCUUCGUCGGCGUAGGGGCAGUGCCCAUUAAGACUACGGGAAACGGGGAGGGCUGCAGCAGAGAGGAGCAGCGACUCGNUGCUGUGCGUGUGAACACCGCAUGUAUAUAUGUGUCCUCUUCGUCGGCGUAGGGGGAGCGCCCGUUAACACUGUGGGAAACGGGGAGGGCUGCAGCAGAGAGGAGCAACAACUCGCUCCUGCCUCCGUCAACGUCAACCUCACCACACGUCAACCCCAGCNCUGUUUCAUCGAUUAUCAUCGAAGCAUCGCCAGCAGCAGCAGCGAGCAUCGACUGCUGUCCAGACUAGUCUAGUCUAUAGGUCUACGCUGUGCGUGUGAGCACCGAUUGUGUCCUCUUCGUCGGCGUAGGGGCAGUGCCCAUUAAGACUACGGGAAACGGGGAGGGCUGCAGCAGAGAGGAGCAGCGACUCGCUCCUGCCUCCGUCAACGUCAACCUCGCCACACGUCAACCCCAGCCAGCGAGCCAGCGGAGCCAGCGANACAGCCAGCGAGCACCAGCUCGCUCGCUCGCGCAGAGCCUCGCCUCGGAGAGCAGGAGAGCAACGUAUAUCAAUAGGCUCUCCAGGACCGGGUUCCAAAACUGAACCAUCUUUACGUACCGAGAACAUUCCUGUAUGCGAAAGAUUACUGAGUCAGAGACGUAGAAAUCUGCGUUUUGUGAAGGCGGAAGAAUAGUCCCCAGCCAAUCAGAGUGUCGCACGGGAUGCCCGGAAUAAAGUGUGUGUGGAAGCGAGGAGUGUCACUUGUGUUCCGAACGCGUCGAGAAAAGGGAUCGAGGCGUCCGGCGUUUUUUACGUGCUUUUGAGGGUGGUAGUAGGAGGGAGAGCAGAUUCUUAGCGCGGGCAUUCGUAAGGUAGUUGCCUGGGCUAAGUGUACCCGGUGUCCUUUUUCCGCGAAGCCCGGGUACAGGGUAGUACGAGUUGCGCCAAGUAAUUUUCGAGCGUGUUCCUAUGUGCGGUGGGCUGUUAGUCUCCGCAGCCCCGGUUACCGGAACGCACGUACCAGGUUUCGGGCGCGGUAUAGUCCGCAGCCCUGUUAAGUGUGUUUAUCGCGUAUGAGCUUGGCAGAGUAAGGGCGCACCUCGGAAAGUCGUUUGGGCGUACACAUUGUAUGAAUAUUUCUUACGUGCGUUGUCGUUCGGCAUCUUGUUAACAAUGCCCGAACCGUAUACGUUUGGUGGACCUGCAAUGUGUGUACGCUAGUGUGGGGGAAUCGUUCGCCUAUGCUGUGGCGAUCUAGAGAGAGUGUGGAAUGUUAGCUGGGACUAGAAUAGUGUUUUUUUUUGUGGGUCGUGAGUUGGGGAGAUGUGAUACAGAAGGAGCGGUGCAUAUGCAACUGACGAGAAAAUAUAGGUAGAC